Dimorphilus gyrociliatus is the source of this 574-nucleotide messenger RNA. The record is from the annotation of a GenBank genome assembly. Lineage: Eukaryota; Metazoa; Annelida; Polychaeta; Dinophilidae.
UAUGAGUGACGAAAAUUCUGAAGAAAAGAGAGUUUUAACUCUUGACGAAAAUAUAGAUGAACUGAAUUUUUUGCUGCCACAUCAAGCAGCGCAAAAUACAGAAAUGUAUAACGAAAUUACACCACCAAUACCGGAACAGGAGCAGCAGCAACUUGACGAAAAUAUAGAUGAGCUAAAUUUUUUGCUGCCACAUCAAGCAGUACAAAAUACAGAAAUGCAGAGUGGAAUUACGCCACAGCAGACACAAAAUAGGCGACGAUUAGGAAACAUAGUGGUGUCAUCAUCUCCAGCAGUUCAGCAAAACAGGCAACAACUGGGGGACAUACUGCUUCCACCACCUCAAGCACUUCAGCAAAACAGUCAAGGAAUUCUACAACAGCAACAACAAACAAUAUUGGGAUUACAGUCCUCAACAGAUCUAAGCGAUGAAGACUCAAUAUACGAUAGCUCUGACAUCUUUAGCGAUUUUUUUAUUAAUUCUCAGGCGAAUGAGAAUAUGGACGAUAGCUUUGACAUCUCAAAUGCACCUCCAAAUGAUAAUGAUAAUGUGGAUGAUCUUUUUGGUAAGAGUUAA